Macrosiphum euphorbiae (potato aphid) is the source of this 711-nucleotide messenger RNA. NCBI's taxonomy places the organism in Eukaryota, Metazoa, Arthropoda, Insecta, Hemiptera, Aphididae. The record is from the annotation of a GenBank genome assembly.
AUGGCGCUAAUACUAUACAAGGCGGUCUAUAUUCCGAGGAUAACAUAUGGGGCCAGCAUAUUGUACCCAUCAGUUGCGACGAAUGCGGUCAAACUGAAGCUUGAGUCGGCGCAGAGAAGAGUGCUCCUGACCGUAACUGCCGGAUAUAAGACUGUGUCUACCAGGGCACUACAGGUGGUGGCUGGCACCCCGCCGCUAUACCUACAAAUCGAAAUGGCCAUAAGGGUCAGCCAAGGUAUGCCGAAACACGAGGCUGAAUACAUAUGUAUUGCAGAAUGGCAACAACUAUGGGACAACUCCAUCAAAGGUCGGUGGACCUAUGGCUUCUUCCCCGACAUCAGGACAAGACUGUCAACACCAAUAACCUUCGGACACUAUACAACGCAGUUGAUAACGGGUCACGGUGACUUCCAGUUUAAGCUACACAGAUUCGCCCUUACAGAUAGCCCACAGUGUAGCUGUGGUGCCGAAGAGGAUUCAGCCGAACAUAUCCUGUACACCUGCCCAAAUAUGCUACCUCAAAGAUCGAAACUCGUAGAAUCCCUCCAAUUAUCGGGAGUCGAAUGGUCAUGCGACAGGAAGACAUUCACCACAUCAAGAAAGGCCUGGUCAGCGCUGGAGUCAUUUGCCAAGGAAGUCCUCACUUCCAAAGAAGCCCAGAGACGACAGGAGAGACUGCUCCAGGAGGAAGCAGUCCAGGAUCAACCGUAG